Messenger RNA from Cuscuta campestris, 1905 nucleotides. NCBI's taxonomy places the organism in Eukaryota, Viridiplantae, Streptophyta, Magnoliopsida, Solanales, Convolvulaceae. The record is from the annotation of a GenBank genome assembly.
CAACAUUUUUGAAAAGAACAGCCAAGCGUCUUCCGUAUUUGUGAAUAUACGGAGUAUAUAGUUAGAGAGAUUUUCAGCACAUAUACUACAGAAUUAGGAAGAUGAUGUCAAGCAAUUAUACAGCCAUUGAUGAUCAGAAUGUCUCCGGAUCUGUUCCUGCAGUAGCAGAUCCUCCUCCCCAUGUUGCCGUCAAAUUCACUGAGUCGAAUCUCCAGACAUUUCCGCCUUCAAGUUCACAGGGGAAAAUCUCUCGCGGCUCUGGUCCUCCACGUGAUGCUGAUGAUACUUUCUCCAAACCAGCAUCUGGCUCUGAUGUGCCCCAGCAGAGUGGCUGGUUAAGUGCUUUCACUGUUUCUGCUUACAAACCCUAUUUUGAUGUUGACACAUCUGAUGUUUUAGAAAGGAUAAAAGAUUCACUCAUUCCUUUUGGUGGAGCCUUUACUGAGAAAACUUCGAGUAGCCCAGAUUUGUAUGUUGCCACUGCCAUGAACUUUUGUUUGUUUAUUCAAUUAUUCUCAGCCCAGCUAUUCAUUAUUCUAUCAUUCUUUAGUCAUAUUAGUUGCACCUCUAAGGCUCUAACUGAUACACAUAACUUGCUAGUCUGUGAUACUUUGCAUAUGUAGCAAAUUCAAUAGUUUGUGCUAAUUCUGAUCGCAUUAUUCAUUUUACUCAUCCAGUAUAGGUGGCCAUGCUCCUGUGCUUUAUUUUGAUACCAGAUUUGUGGACAUUUUUGCUUCUCGUAAUUAGUGUAUGCAAUAUAUCUUAUGCUCUACUGGAUGGGAAAACAGAGGCUUGUCUCUAUAAAUUUAUUAUGCCUUGCAUCUGAUUAUCUGAAUUAUGGUCCCAUUUUAUAAUCAAACACUUGUGGUUAUGUGCUUUGCUGAAACUUCAUAGCAUCUAAAUUUAUAGACGACCUGAUUUGUGAUGUUAACUAAUUACCAGUCCUUUUUCGUGAGUCAUUAAGAAUGGACUGUCGGUUAAGUAGUAGAUGAUGUAAUUUAAGAAACACAAACAUAUUUUAAUAAAAUUUGAAUGAUAAAAAAAAAUCUUUAAUUUUGAUGGAUGUUUUUAAAAAUGACAAUAUUGCCCUCACGCCAAUAUCUUGUUUCUUUCAGGUAUGGACCAUUCUGGAUAUGCACUACACUAAUAUUUGUGGCAGCUGCCAUUGGGACAUUUGUUACAUAUUUAGCCCACAAGAUCCAGAACAAAGAAUGGGACUAUGACAUCAAUCUGGUGACUUGGUCUGCAUGUGUAUUCUAUGGAUAUGUGCUUAUAGUCCCUCUCUGCUUAUAUGUUGUACUCAAGUACUUAUCUGCCCCAGCCAGCCUCGUCCAGCUGUUCUGUCUUUAUGGAUAUUCCCUAUUUGUCUUCAUCCCUACAUUGUGCCUCUCAGUCGUCCCAAUUGAAAUAUUCAGAUGGGUGGUUGUUGGUGUGGCUGGGUUUAUGUCUGCUACCUUUGUCGCCCUUAAUCUCAGGACGCACAUCGUUUCAGCUGGGGAGAGGUGGUUCUUGAUUGUGGCUGGUAUCUUUUUGUUGCAGCUUGCCCUUUCUUUGGUCCUAAAGCUGUACUUGUUCAACUUCACCGUAUAAAUAACUCACUCGCUCCCUCACUCCACCACCAACUGUAGUUAAAAGAGAGGCGCGCUAGUGUUGUAUCAACCAAAUGGGAUUGCUAUAUGCCUAUACGUCCUUAAGACAAUUGCAUCGGUUCAAUUUUAAUUAUGCACAUUAUUAUACGACAAUAGUCCUUCAUUCAGUAAAAACAUUGUCACCUCCACAGUAGGACAGAGGCUGUUUCGUUAUGUUGCUAUUGUUGCUGAGGAAUUUUGAAUUUUUGGUGUUUGUUUGUGAUCAUGUUUGUAAAAUUACACAUAAAGGCUCACAAAGCUACAAAUAUGGAAUCUA